This is a messenger RNA of Cylas formicarius (sweet potato weevil), 1750 nucleotides long. RefSeq lists its product as uncharacterized. Gene Ontology annotation, molecular function: glucosaminyl-phosphatidylinositol O-acyltransferase activity. The record is from RefSeq and is a predicted model, not a curated record. The transcript is spliced from 2 exons. The coding region runs from base 70 to 1368 and encodes 432 amino acids. Gene Ontology annotation, cellular component: endoplasmic reticulum; membrane. Lineage: Eukaryota; Metazoa; Arthropoda; Insecta; Coleoptera; Brentidae. Gene Ontology annotation, biological process: GPI anchor biosynthetic process; protein localization to plasma membrane.
CCGAAAAACCACACGUAUUUCGUAUUACUCACGUUAAAAGUAUUGUUACUUUCGAGAUUCCAUAAGAACAUGGGAUCGACAGCGACUGAAACAAUGCUAGUCAUACUUCCCUCUUAUUUCUAUCUAGUCAUAUCAGUAUUAAUAGCUUCGUUAACGUCGCCACGGAACGGCUUCAAGUUGUUUCUUACUGAAUUUUGCAUUAUAGUAAUACCCAUAAUUUUAUCGACGACAAUAUUAGCGCACAAAAUAGUUCUAAUAAUCACAGCGUUAUCGAUACUAGUGAGGAUAAUUCUGUUGUACGUGUGGACCAUACCCAACAUGUUUCCUAUCAAUCAAUCGAAAUACUACCAAGACACAGGAAAACGAGACUACGUGACAAACAUCCGAGCCACAAUUAACGUAAUAACCGUGGUAGCGAUCUUGGCUGUGGAUUUUAAAAUUUUCCCGAGCCGAUUUUCCAAAACGCAUACCGUAGGUUUUAGCCUAAUGGACACCGGUGUAGGUUUGUACGUAUUCGCGAACGGCAUCGUCUCGCCGGAAGUCAAAUCGAGAAAGGAAUCCAUCCGGAGAACGUUGAAGACUUGCGGGGCUUUGACGGUGCUCGGUUUCAUACGGUUUUUGUCCACCAAAGUGUUAGGGUACCACGUGUCGGUCAUCGAAUACGGCCUCCAUUGGAACUUUUUUCUCACUUUGGCGGUGACGAAAAUGCUAUCCACUCUUAUUUUGCGUUGCGUCCGAGUAAACUACGUUUACAUCGUGGCCGCUGUCCUGACAUGUUUCCACGAAACGCUGCUGCAGUUUUAUUUAAAGAAAUACGUUUUCUCGACCGCCAAACGGGACGGUUUAAUAUCGGCCAAUCGGGAAGGCUUGGUAUCGAUCCUCGGAUUCGUUGACCUGUAUCUGUAUUCCGUUUAUUUCGGCUACACCGUCUUCAAGUCGGAGCAUAACAAACUUCUAACGCAUGCGAAACUUAUCUUCGCGAUUACGUUAACGCUAAUUUUAACGAACACGUUCGACCAAUGGUUUGAGGUUUCGCGCAGGAUCGCCAGUGCCGGUUAUAUUUUUUGGAUACUGUUCAUAGCGAUUUCGAUGAGUUAUUUGUUCUAUCUAAACGAGGAGCUUGAAAGUUUCGUAUUUACCAACAAAAUACGGAAUUACGUGUGUGCUCCGUUGCUAUUUGAGGCGAUCAAUUUUAACGGUUUGGCUUUUUUCCUGAUCGGGAACGUGCUGACUGGUUUGGUAAACAUGACGUUUGACACGCGCGAGGCUGCUGCCCCCACGGCUAUCUUGGUUAUGACUGGGUAUAUGUUCGUGUCCUGCUUAUUCGUCCAUUUUCUACACAGUAGGAAAAUUAAGUUGAAAUUCUGAUGUUUGAGUUCGCUACAAUUUGAUUCAAAUACACUUGCCUGUUUGGAAAACGGAGCAGCGCAAACUCCAUUUUUUUUAUAAUCGGUUUUUCAGAUUAACAAACAAUAAAUCCUCCAGGAAAAAUAAUUUGAUGCUUUUUUUUUUACUUAGACGAAACUGCCUGUAUUAUAGCGUCACUGAUAGUCAGAGUGAACUUUAUAAAAUGUCAACAAUUAAGUUGAGACUCGCAGAAAAUGAGGGAAAUUUUAAAACCAAAAAAAAAGUUAAUAAUGGGGAUUGCCGUCUUUCUUUUGCUCGUUUAAAUGAAUGGGAGAAUAUGUUCUCAUUAUUUGAUUAGUUUAUCCUUUUAUCCUAUUUACCGAUAAAAGUAUUCUUAAUAAAA